Dreissena polymorpha is the source of this 3768-nucleotide messenger RNA. RefSeq lists its product as uncharacterized. The transcript has 2 exons. The coding region runs from base 203 to 1408 and encodes 401 amino acids. The record is from RefSeq and is a predicted model, not a curated record. NCBI's taxonomy places the organism in Eukaryota, Metazoa, Mollusca, Bivalvia, Myida, Dreissenidae.
UUGCAAUGUGAAGCAUUGGUUGAGAAAUUUAGUACUCAAUGUUUUGUAUAUCACAUUCCAUAACGCAUGGUAUAGGGCUGCCUUUUCGGGUGGAUUACACUUGUUUGAUCAUUAACAUAGGAUAUAAGGCAUUUUUCUGAGGUAAAACAACAACUGAAUUUGCGACAUCGGUACAAGAACAACUGAAUUUGCGACAGUCACAAUGGCCGAGGCUAGCGGGGACCGUGCCGGAAAUAGGUUGAUUCGAAGAAACGCCAUGCGCCGGAAGGAUAAGGAGAAUCCGACGUCUACACGAUUUUCAAAAGGAGACAACAAUGUUCCCGGUACAAGCGGAGCCGAUUCCGAAAUCGACAAUGGAAGUUGCACAUGCGACCAUUUCAAUGCAGCUUACAAAGCUAUAUGCCCAUUUUCCGGUCGCGAGAGACCAGAUUCUGGACUAUCUAUCUUGAGCAGUUCAGGUAUUUCGGGAUUUGUAAGGGUAAGUAAGGGAACUUUCAUGGCAGACAGUGAAAACGAAAGUCCAAACUCGUCUUUGUCUUCUUCAUCAUCGUCUUCUUCGCCAUCGUCUUUUAGAACUGUAACCGGAAUUUCUGACAGAAUCGGAAGUAGCGCCUCUGCCGAAUCUACAAUGAUAUCCAGUAACAAUUCUAUUGAAAGAAAGAUUUUACUCGCACGUAAAUGGUGCGAUGAUCACCCACUGAACGGAGAUGGAAUUCCGUCCGACGCCAUAUUCACGUGUACAAAAUGCGGACACGUCAAUAGAAUUGUGAUGCCUUCAAUACCUAAAAGACCUAAAAGUUUUCCAUGUGGCUUGAAUGACCAUCUUCUCCCGAGACCAUCAGUUACUGACUCUGAAUCAGUUGGCUUGAGACUCAAUCUCUUCGAUGCAGACGGUGUUCCUAACCAGACCAAAGUCAAAGUGGCGGACAAAAAUGGUGAUCAAUGCCUUUAUGAGCUCAAGACACAUCCGAUCGACUUAAGACACAUUGGCGAGGACAGUACACAACCUAAAGAGUUAUUUAGUGACAUUACUGGCAGUGUUAAAUGUGAGUAUGAUAAUACAGAAUCUUUACUUGGUGUCUUAGCCCACGAUGAAUCUUAUGGUGACGAUUCAAAACCAGACGUUUUACUUAAUGAUUUUUCUAAAAAAACAUCGGACUCUGCGACUGAGACCCAUGUUCAAGCUGAGAUCAAACGUCGUAAAAUGUACUCGAUGUAUGAUAACGUUCAGCGCUGCUGGUACUGUAGCAAAUAUAACGCCAACAGCAGCAACGCCAACAGCAGCAGCAGUAGCGGUGGUGGCGUUGACUAUUUCUGUCGAGUGUCGAAUCGCUAUUUUUGCAGCACAUGCGAACAAGAGCACAAGAAACAAAUACCUGACUGUGUUAUCAUAGUCCGUGUAAAAUAAACGUUGGUAUUUGUUUAUUUACGUCGAUGCCUGUAUGAGAUUAUUGAUCUAAAAUUGAAAUGUGUAAAAAAUGAUGCUAGCAUAAAUUUCCGAUAGAUAUUGUGACGAUAUUCGAUUAAAGAUGCGAGAAACGUUUGGGAACGAGCAUUAUUGUGAAGUUCAAUUGUCUUACGUCAUGCUCAUAUGAGUCUUAAACAAUAUGCGGCCAUAAUAGCUACAGCCCAGCUAUCGCAUCCGCACAGUCUGGUCAGAAGUUACUUUAUGGCGGAAAGCGUAGCUCCUGAUCAGAUUAUUCGGUUGCUCAGGCAGUUUGGAGCUAAGCUAGUCGCACAUGGCAUAAGGAAUAUUUUUGUAUAACGCGGCGUAAUUAACACACAUGCUUAUCUACAUGCUAGUCACUGAAUAGGACGCGACACAACAGCGCAUGGGCUUGCAUUAAAACGCAAAAUUGCACUACUACCAAUUAAUUGAGCAACGCCCAUUUGUUUACUUGCAUUAGACGGGUGUUUACCUGCAUCUGGUAAUUGCAUUAUGAAAAUUAGCCAGGAACUGUUAUCAAACAACCAUAAGCAAUGUGUUAGAGAUUUCGGGAAUGGGCAACUUUACGAUACGCUUUGUUGUUCGUGUUAACAAACAUGAAUUAGCAAUAUCUUUAACAACCGAUCUUAAGUACUUGACACAAUGAUACUUACGUAAUUUACAAAUCAUUCUUAAUAAAUGAUUAUGGAAUAUGAGCAAUUUGAUAAACACAAUUUUACAUAAAUGAGCCAAGUUCAGGGAAAACUGGUAUCAAUGCAUGUGAGUAAAAUAUCGUCCUAGAUGAGCAAGUGUUUUCCACGCAGAUUUAUCAUUACUCAUUGAUUUUUUCCUUAAAAAAUCACUUCAUAGAAAAUCCAUUUAAAGCGCAUUGCGCAGGCUAAUCUUUAACAUCACAUUACGCACAUGCAUUAAGCCCGGUUUCCCCAAACUCCAGAGCUCGGCUUACAUUGAAUACUCUGCAUUACACAGACUAGUUUCAAUAGAAGCAGUACCCACUAUAAAAAACUUUUUCAAGCACGCGAUUGGCGUUGAUCGAAAGUGUACAUGUAUGAGUUAGUUUGCGUCAAGUCUAUUGUUAAGAGAUGUACGUAUGCACUGAAAAUUGUGAUGCAAUAUAUUGUUAACGAUUUUUUUUGUAAAUGAUAUCCCUUAAAUAGCCUUUGCCGUAUGCAUGACAAGGCUUUAAUUACCGCAUGCGAUAAAAGCAUGUCAGUGUUAAUAAUGCAUGACUGGAUAUCUAUUUACUGUAUCUAGGUAUCUGACAUAACCAAUGCUCAUCUGAAUAUACAGGGAUAGUUACAAGUUUCAUAAAUUAUUAUAUUGAGGUAGUAGUUAACUUAAAAGGAAGUCACGGUUACAUGUAAACUGCCAGAUAUUCUAUGGUCGUACAUCACAGUCGGGAGUUUUUGUUUACAUAACAGUUUCUAACACGACCUUGAUAUUUGUAGCUUCACUGAUUGUCGUAUUUCAAAUUAUAUGAAAUGUUGUUAAUUAAAUGUCAUAAACUAAAUAUGUCUUCAUUGAAAUUAACUCAUUAUAAUCAGAUGAAGUUCAUACGAAGUUAUGCAAAAAUUUAUGAAGGGAUAUUUGCUAAAUAGACUUUAAAUUAACUGAAAUUAUUUUAUUGAAGAAAAUUUAAUAUAGAUUUGGAAGAUAUCUGCAUGUCGUUGAAUAUUCUUAUUGAAUUGGAAAUCGUCAAAAAAUAGUCGGACUACCGACCAUAUUUUGUUGGCGAUUUUAGUUGACACACAUUGCACUCUGUUGUUCCUCAAUAAAAAUCGUCGACGUUAUAGCUGUAUCGGUCCAUAUAUUUGCAUAUGAUUAGUCGCCGCGGAUGUCGAUAUAUAAUUAUAGUUUUAUUUUACACUGGCUAAGGGUUACCAUACUUAACCCAUUUAUGCCUAGUGGACUCACCCAUCCUUCUAAAUUGGAUCAAUUUAUUUCCAAAAUAAGUGAUGUCUACUAUAUUUAUUUCUGUAUUUAGAAUAUUUCUUACAGAAAUUCCUUUAAGCAAAUAGCGCAGAUGAAUGUAUAUUUGUAUUGUAUUUUUGUAUUUAUACAUUUUUUCUUAAAUCAUGUACUUGUAUAAGGAAAUGUACGCUAGUCGAUCGUUGCAAAGGACACAUCAGUCUAAUUACUUGCUCAAUCUCUCCGCAAAAGCUUGAAUUGGAAUUAUUGUUUUCGAUUUCAAUGAUUAUAUGCAUGUCGUAAUAUAUGUAUGUACAAUCAAUUUACAAAAAAAGUGUUCAUGCAUAUAUUUAUUUUACCAAAUGUUUUGUGUUUUAACUGUGUUAUGACUAACAAUACACGAACUAAACUAC